AUGACAAAUGAGGAUAUGAAGCCAACAAAUGAUGCAGAAUUAUCGCCUCGUGACGAUCUGAUCAAGGUUGGAGAAGGAAAUAGAUGUGGAGGAUUAAUGAUCGGUGUGCUAGGAAUCGAGCGACUGUUGAUAUUUCAGUUUCAUCCUGACGAAGAACUCACUGAUGAGCCUUUAAAGCGUAUGCACGUUGCAUUACUGAGGCUUCGUAAGCAUCAAUUACCAGAGCAUGAUUUGAAGGUGAGAAACGACUACACAAAUAUGAAAUACUUUCAUGUUCUCUUUUAUGGCUCAUCUCUUCACUUCGCGCAAUUUAUUGGUCAGCUAAUGAAAACUUCUGCAGUUUUCUCUAGCUUUUACGAAUUGAGUCUUUUGGAUUGAAU
Strongylus vulgaris is the source of this 380-nucleotide messenger RNA. NCBI's taxonomy places the organism in Eukaryota, Metazoa, Nematoda, Chromadorea, Rhabditida, Strongylidae. The record is from the annotation of a GenBank genome assembly.